This is a messenger RNA of Pongo pygmaeus (Bornean orangutan), 6895 nucleotides long. It is a transcript of the gene IKZF1, whose product is annotated as IKAROS family zinc finger 1. Lineage: Eukaryota; Metazoa; Chordata; Mammalia; Primates; Hominidae. The record is from RefSeq and is a predicted model, not a curated record. Gene Ontology annotation, molecular function: RNA polymerase II cis-regulatory region sequence-specific DNA binding; DNA-binding transcription factor activity. The transcript is spliced from 10 exons. Bases 885 to 2474 code for a protein of 529 amino acids. Gene Ontology annotation, biological process: regulation of transcription by RNA polymerase II.
GUUUAUGUCCUUAAAGUUUCAGUGUCAUCACUUUAGUAGCUUUAGUUUGAGUUUUUAAAUGUUUGGUGAUAUUCCAACAAAUAUUUUUUAAGACAUUAUGAAACCUUAUGAAGUGCCAUAUAUUACAAGUGAGAGAAAACAGCAAGCAAAAGAAGGUUUGCAGAAGGUUGUUAAGUGGCGAAGUGCGGGCCUGCCCAUUUUGGUGUCUCCUUGGUGGUUACUCCUGAGAAGGGCCUGGAGGAAGAGCAACCGAGGCCUAAUCUACAGGCAACUGCCAAACUGUUUCAGCUGACAUUUUUUCCCUCUCAUGUUUGACUAUGAUAAAUAGGUAGAUGCCAAAGGAGUCUUCAGCCAACCACCUGGUAAUAAACUGUUAAAAAUGGUGCAAACCCUAGGUCACAGGUGUGGGGGCCAUUUGUCUUGCCUGUUAACAGUCCUGGCCUUAAUUCUUUUCUCUCAUGGCCAUUUCUGCCUUUGGGGAACUCACAAUUCCUGUUGACUAAAAGAGCACCCUUUUCCACCACAAGCCUGACAAAUCAGACGUCCACAUAAUUUCUGAACUCAUUUUGGUUAGGACAGGAAGCACAGGCUCCCUUCCUGUCUGUGUUUUCCUAAGAGAAAACGGUCUUCCCUCCUUUUUUGCAUAUUUGGCAAGUGGUUCCACCUUUCUCUGCACCCUGGUGGAGUGUGAAGGCAGCAGAGGAACCUUUUGGAGGAGGAAGAGGACACAGAGGCCCUGUAGCCAGGCACCAAGAUCCCUCCCAGGUGGCUGAGUCUGAGGGGAACUCCGAGCAGCCCUAGGUCCUCAAAGUCUGGAUUUGUGUGGAAAAGGCAGCUCUCACUUGGCCUUGGCGAGGCCUCGGUUGGUUGAUAACCUGAGGACAAUGGAUGCUGAUGAGGGUCAAGACAUGUCCCAAGUUUCAGGGAAGGAAAGCCCCCCUGUAAGCGAUACUCCAGAUGAGGGUGAUGAGCCCAUGCCGAUCCCCGAGGACCUCUCCACCACCUCGGGAGGACAGCAAAGCUCCAAGAGUGACAGAGUUGUGGUUACAUAUGGGGCUGAUGACUUUAGGGAUUUCCAUGCAAUAAUUCCCAAAUCUUUCUCUCCCAGUAAUGUUAAAGUAGAGACUCAGAGUGAUGAAGAGAAUGGGCGUGCCUGUGAAAUGAAUGGGGAAGAAUGUGCGGAGGAUUUACGAAUGCUUGAUGCCUCGGGAGAGAAAAUGAAUGGCUCCCACAGGGACCAAGGCAGCUCGGCUUUGUCAGGAGUUGGAGGCAUUCGACUUCCUAACGGAAAACUAAAGUGUGAUAUCUGUGGGAUCAUUUGCAUCGGGCCCAAUGUGCUCAUGGUUCACAAAAGAAGCCACACUGGAGAACGGCCUUUCCAGUGCAAUCAGUGCGGGGCCUCCUUCACCCAGAAGGGCAACCUGCUCCGGCACAUCAAGCUACAUUCCGGGGAGAAGCCCUUCAAAUGCCACCUCUGCAACUACGCCUGCCGCCGGAGGGACGCCCUCACUGGCCACCUGAGGACGCACUCCGUUGGUAAACCUCACAAAUGUGGAUAUUGUGGCCGAAGCUAUAAACAGCGAAGCUCUUUAGAGGAACAUAAAGAGCGCUGCCACAACUACUUGGAAAGCAUGGGCCUUCCGGGCACACUGUACCCAGUCAUUAAAGAAGAAACUAAUCACGGUGAAAUGGCAGAAGACCUGUGCAAGAUAGGAUCAGAGAGAUCUCUCGUGCUGGACAGACUAGCAAGUAACGUCGCCAAACGGGACAAGGGCCUGUCCGACACGCCCUACGACAGCAGCACCAGCUACGAGAAGGAGAACGAAAUGAUGAAGUCCCACGUGAUGGACCAAGCCAUCAACAACGCCAUCAACUACCUGGGGGCCGAGUCCCUGCGCCCGCUGGUGCAGACGCCCCCGGGCGGCUCCGAAGUGGUCCCGGUCAUCAGCCCGAUGUACCAGCUGCACAAGCCGCUCGCGGAGGGCACCCCGCGCUCCAACCACUCGGCCCAGGACAGCGCCGUGGAGAACCUGCUGCUGCUCUCCAAGGCCAAGUUGGUGCCCUCGGAGCGCGAAGCGUCCCCGAGCAACAGCUGCCAAGACUCCACGGACACCGAGAGCAACAACGAGGAGCAGCGCAGCGGCCUCAUCUACCUGACCAACCACAUCGCCCCGCACGCGCGCAACGGGCUGUCGCUCAAGGAGGAGCACCGCGCCUACGACCUGCUGCGCGCCGCCUCCGAGAACUCGCAGGACGCGCUCCGCGUGGUCAGCACCAGCGGGGAGCAGAUGAAGGUGUACAAGUGCGAACACUGCCGGGUGCUCUUCCUGGAUCACGUCAUGUACACCAUCCACAUGGGCUGCCACGGCUUCCGUGAUCCUUUUGAGUGCAACAUGUGCGGCUACCACAGCCAGGACCGGUACGAGUUCUCGUCGCACAUAACACGAGGGGAGCACCGCUUUCACAUGAGCUAAAGCCCUCCCGCGCCCCCACGCCCGACCCCGAGCCACCCCAGGAAAAGCACAAGGACUGCCGCCUUCUCGCUCCUGCCAGCAGCAUAGACUGGACUGGACCAGACAAUGUUGUGUUUGGAUUUGUAACUGUUUUUUGUUUUUUGUUUGAGUUGGUUGAUUGGGGUUUGAUUUGAUUUUGAAAAGAUUUUUAUUUUUAGAGGCAGGGCUGCAUUGGGAGCAUCCAGAACUGCUACCUUCCUAGAUGUUUCCCCAGACUGCUGGCUGAGAUUCCCUCACCUAUUGCUUCCUAGAAUCCCCCUCUCCAAACGAUUAGUCUAAAUUUUCAGAGAGAAAUAGGUAAAACACGCCACAGCCUGGGAAGGAGCGUGCCCGACCCUGUGCUAAGCACGGGGUUUGCGCACCAGGUGUCUUUUUCCAGUCCGCAGAAGCAGAGAGCACAGCCGCUGCUGUGUGGCUCUGCAGGUGAGCAGACAGGACAGGUGUGCUGCCACCCAAGUGCCAAGACACAGCAGGGCCAACAACCUGUGCCCAGGCCAGCUUUGGGCCACAUGCAUCUAGGGCGGAGAGGCUGCGCUUUUGAGAGAAAAUACUAUUUUAAGUCAUAUUCUGCGUAGGAAAAUGAAUUGUUUGGGGAAAGUCGUGUCUGUCAGACUGCCCUGGGUGGAGGGAGACGCCGGGCUAGAGCCUUUGGGAUCCUCCUGGAUUCGCUGGCUUUGCGGAGGCUGCUCAGAUGACCUGAGCCUCCCGAGGCUUGCUGCCCCAUAGGAGGAGCCUGUCUUCCUGUGGGCAUAUCUGGGGAGCCCUGUUCCCCGCUUUUUCACUCCCAUGCCUUUAAUGGCCCCCAAAGUCUGUCACUACAAUUUAAACACCAGUCCCGAAAUCUGGAUCUUAAUUCUUUUUGAAUCUCUCAAACGGCAACAUUCCUCAGAAACCAAAGCUUUAUUUCAAAUCUCUUCCUUCCCUGGCUGGUUCCGUCUAAUACCAGAAGCCUCUUUUCCUGAAGAAAUCCAAUCCUAGCCCUCAUUUUAAUUAUGUACAUCUGUUUGUAGCCACAAGCCUGAAUUUCUCAGUGUUGGUAAGUUUCUUUACCUACCCUCACUAUAUAUUAUUCUCGUUUUAAAACCCAUAAAGGAGUGAUUUAGAACGGUCAUUAAUUUUUAGCUCAAUGAAAUAUGUGAAGCCCAGCAUCUCUGUUGCUAACACACAGAGCUCACCUGUUUGAAACUAAGCUUUCAAACAUGUUGAAGCUCUUUACUGUAAAGGCAAGCCAGCAUAUGUGUCCACACAUACAUAGGACGGCUGGCUCUGCACCUGUAGGAUAUUGGAAUGCACAGGGCAAUUGAGGGACUGGGCCAGACCUUUGGAGAGUAAUGCCACCAGAUCCCCUAGCAAAGAGGAGGCAGGUGGCACUGCAGGUGAGAACCCCACCCAUCCGUGCUAUGACAUGGAGGCACUGAAGCCCGAGGAAGGUGUGUGGAGAUUCUAAUCCCAACAAGCAAGGUUCUCCUUCAAGAUUAAUGCUAUCAUUAAGAUCAUUACUCUCAACCACCUAGGCAAUAAAGAAUAUACCAUUUCAAAUAUUUACAAUACUUGUCUUCACCAACACUGUCCCAAGGUGAAAUGAAGCAACAGAGAGGAAAUUGUACGUAAGCACCUCAGCAUUUAAUCCAAACAGGGGUUCUUAGUCUCAGCACGAUGACAUUUUGGGCUGAAUACUUAUUUGUUAGGCGGGAGCUCUCCUGUGCAUUGUAGGAUAAUUAGCAGUAUCCCUGGUGGCUACCCAAUAGACGCCAGUAGCACCCCAAAUUGACAACCCAAACUCUCCAGACAUCACCAACUGUCCCCUGUGAGGAGAAAUCACUCCUGGUGGAGAACCACUGACCCAAAUGAAUUCUCAACCAAUCAAAUGUCUGGGAAGCCCUCCAAGAAAAAAAAUAGAAAAGCACUUGAAGAAUAUUCCCAAUAUUCCCAGUCAGCAGUAUCAAGGCUGACUUGUGUUCAUGUGGAGUCAUUAUAAAUUCUAUAAAUCAAUUAUUCCCCUUUGGUCUUCAGAAAUAUAUUUCCUCAUAAACAUUUGAGUUUUGUUGAAAGGAUGGAGUUUACAAAGAUACCAUUCUUGAGUCAUGGAUUUCUCUGCUCACAGAAGGGUGUGGCAUUUGGAAACUGGAAUAAACAAAAUUGCCACACCAAUGCACUGAGUGAAGGAAGAGAGAGAGAGGAGCAAGGGCUUUAGACAGCACUCCUUCAAUAUGCAGUCACAGAGAAAGAUGCGCCUUAUCCAAGUUAAUAUCUCUAAGGUGGGAGCCUUCUUAGAGUCAGUUUGUUGCAAAUUUCACCUACUCUGUUCUUUUCUAUCCAUCCCCCUGAGUCAGUUGGUUGAAGGGAGUUAUUUUUUCAAGUGGGAUUCAAACAAAGCUCACACCAGAACUGUAAAUAGUGGUUGCAGGAAUUCUUUUCUAAACUGCUUUGCCCUUUCCUCUCACUGCCUUUUAUAGCCAAUAUAAAUGUCUUUUUGCACAUCUUUUGUUGUGGUUUUAUAUUGUAACACCAUUUUUCUUUGAAACUAUUGUAUUUAAAGUAAGGUUUCAUAUUAUGUCAGCAAGUAAUUAACUUAUGUUUAAAAGGUGGCCAUAUCAUGUACCAAAAGUUGCUGAAGUUUCUCUUCUAGCUGGUAAAGUAGGAGUUUGCAUGACCUCACACUUUUUGUUGCGUAGUUUAUUCUGUUGUAUGAUGGCGUGAGUGUGUGUCUUGGGUACCGCUGUGUACUACUGUGUGCCUAGAUUCCAUGCACUCUCGUUGUGUUUGAAGUAAAUAUUGGAGACGGGAGGGUAACCCAUAACAGGUUGGCCUGUUGAUUACAGCUAGUAAUCGCUGUUUCUUGUUCCUCCCCCUCCCUUACACCCCAGCUUCCCAGGAUGUGGAAAGCCUGGAUCUCAGCUCCUUGCCCCAUAUUCCUUCUGUAAUUUGUACCUAAAGAGUGUGAUUAUCCUAAUUCAAGAGUCACUAAAAAUCAGCACAUUAUCAUUGCAUAUCAGCAAAGGGUAAAGUCCUAGCACCAAUUGCUUCACAUACCAGCAUGUUCUAUUUCCAAUUUAGAAUUAGCCACAUAAUAAAAUCUUAGAAUCUUCCUUGAGAAAGAGCUGCCUGAGAUGUAGGUUUGUUAUAUGGUUUUCCCCCCCUAUUUUUGUGCUUUUUUCUUGUUUUGUUUUGUUUUGACUGCACUGUGAGUUUUGUAGUGUCCUCUUCUUGCCAAAACAAACGCGAGAUGAACUGGACUUAUGUAGACAAAUCAUGAUGCCAGUGUAUCCUUCCUUUCUUCAGUUCCAGCAAUAAUGAAUGGUCAACUCUUUUAAAAUCUAAAUCUCUCUCAUUCAUUUCAAUGUAUUUUUACUUUAAGAUGAACCAAAAUUAUUAGACUUAUUUAAGAUGUACAGGCAUCAGAAAAAAGAAGCACAUAAUGCUUUUGGUGCGAUGGCACUCACUGUGAACAUGUGUAACCACAUAUUAAUAUGCAAUAUUGUUUCCAAUACUUUCUAAUACAGUUUUUUAUAAUAUUGUGUGUGGUGAUUGUUCAGGUCGAAUCUGUUGUAUCCAGUACAGCUUUAGGUCUUCAGCUGCCCUUCUGGCGAGUACAUGCACAGGAUUGUAAAUGAGAAAUGCAGUCAUAUUUCCAGUCUGCCUCUACUAUGAUGUUAAAUUAUUGCUGUUUAGCUGUGAACAAGGGAUGUACCACUGGAGGAAUAGAGUAUCCUUUUGUACACAUUUUGAAAUGCUUCUUCUGUAGUGAUAGAACAAAUAAAUGCAACGAAUACUCUGUCUGCCCUAUCCCGUGAAGUCCACACUGGCAUAAGAGAAGGCCCAGCAGAGCAGGAAUCUGCCUAGACUUUCUCCCAGUGAGAUCCCAGUAAGAGAGGGAGAAGAGAUGGGCCUCAGGACAGCUGCAAUACCACUUAGGAACACAUGUGGUAUCUUAAUGUGGCCAGCGCAGCAGUUCAGCGCAACAUACCUCCCAUCUACAACAGUGCUGGACGUGGGAAUUCUAAGUCCCAGUCUUGAGGGACUAGGCACAAAAGACACACUCAAGGGAUUGAGCAAUUGGUAAAAGACCUGGAGGAAGUUCUCAGACAACCAAGACAGAAACUCCACAUUCCUCCAAAGCCCAGGAAAUCCUUCGCAAAACUUCUGGCCUUUUCUCUGCACCAGAACCCAGAAUGGGCUGGCACAGUGUUGCUGUGUGGAGCUGAAGGCAAAAUGUUGCUGUUGCCUGCACAGAUCUGUCUUCUCUGACUUUUUGCAAAUCAUCCGCCCCUAACUUCCUCUAAGGAGGCAGAAAGGGAUUCCCCGUGGCUCUUAGAAUAGCAACACUGCCCUCAGCAUCCUAGGCUCCCACUGGCUUCUCCUGCCAUUAAACAGGCCUGAGC